Molecule: messenger RNA, 2213 nt
Organism: Mercurialis annua (annual mercury)
Lineage: Eukaryota; Viridiplantae; Streptophyta; Magnoliopsida; Malpighiales; Euphorbiaceae
Product: putative kinase-like protein TMKL1
Exons: 2
Coding region: 63-2090 (675 amino acids)
Biological process (GO): protein phosphorylation
Molecular function (GO): protein binding; ATP binding; protein kinase activity
Source: RefSeq, a predicted model, not a curated record
UUUACUUAAUAUAUCAUAUCACCUUUCCCUUUGCUCCCUUCUCUCUCUCACAAGCUUCACUCAUGGCCAUUCUCAAACUUUACUCUCUCUGCAUUUUCCACUGCUUCUUCUUCUUCUCCACAACACUCUUAACCACCACUGCACUUAACCAGUCUCUGCCUUCAUCAGAUGUUCAUCUUCUUUUAACAAAAAUCAAAGCUUCACUUCAAGGUAACACUGAAAAUCUCUUACUUUCUUCAUGGAAUUCUACUGUUCCUUUAUGCCAAUGGAGAGGACUUAAAUGGGUGUUCUCUAAUGGCUCUCCUCUUGCAUGUGAUGACAUUUCUGGACCUGAAUGGACUAACUUUUCUUUCUAUAAAGACCCAUCUUUGCACUUGCUGUCUCUUCAGCUUCCUUCUGCUAAUCUCACUGGCUCACUUUCUAGGGAGCUUGCUGAGUUUUCUAUGCUUCAAAGCUUGUAUCUUAACAUUAAUUCUAUGACUGGUACUAUUCCUCUUGAACUUGGUUAUAGCUCUUCACUCUCUGAUAUUGAUUUGAGUGGUAAUUUGUUUACUGGGGUUUUACCUCCUUCUAUAUGGAAUCUGUGUGAAAAGUUGGUAUCUUUUAAGGUUCAUGGUAAUUUGUUAUCUGGGGUUCCUCCUGAACCUGCAUUGCCUAACUCUACUUGUAAGAGUCUGCAGUUUCUUGAUUUUGGGAGUAAUAAGUUUUCAGGGGAUUUUCCUGAGUUUUUGACUCAUUUUCUAGGGGUUAAGGAGCUUGAUCUUUCGAAUAAUGUGUUUUCGGGUUCGAUUCCUCAGGGUUUAACUGUGUUAAACCUUGAAAAAUUGAAUCUUUCGCACAAUAACUUUAGUGGGAUGUUGCCGGUUUUUGGUGUGUCAAAGUUUGGAGUUGAGGCUUUUGAAGGGAAUGAUCCUAGUCUUUGUGGGAUACCUUUAAGAAGCUGCGGCGGGAGUUCGAGAUUGGGUUCGGGUGCGAUUGCUGGUAUUGUGAUAGGGUUUAUGACUGGUGCUGUUGUGUUGGCCUCAUUGUUGAUUGGUUAUAUGCAGAAUAAGAAGAGGAAUGGUGGGGAAGAUAGUGAAUUUGAAGUAGAGGAGGAGGAAGAUGAGGAAAAUGGUGGAAAUGGCGGUGAAGGGAAGUUGAUUUUGUUUGAAGGAGGUGAGCAUUUGAUGUUAGAGGAUGUUUUGAACGCGACGGGGCAGGUGACGGAGAAGACUACUUAUGGGACUGUGUAUAAGGCAAAGCUUGCUGAUGGUGGUACAAUUGCUUUGCGAUUGUUGAGAGAAGGCAGUUGCAAGGAUAGAAAUUCGUGUGUAACAGUGAUAAAGCAGUUAGGAAAGAUUCGGCAUGAGAAUUUGAUUCCUUUGAGAGCAUUCUACCAGGGGAAGAGAGGGGAGAAGCUACUCAUUUAUGAUUAUCUUCCGAACAAAAGCCUUUAUGAUCUUUUACAUGAAACUAAAGGAGGAAAACCAGCAUUGAAUUGGGCUAGGCGCCAUAAGAUUGCUUUGGGCAUAGCUAGAGGACUCUCAUACCUUCAUACGAGCCUUGAGAACCCAAUAACACAUGGAAAUGUGAGAUCAAAAAAUGUGCUUGUGGAUGAUUUUUUUGUUUCCAGGCUAACGGAAUAUGGGCUCGACAAGUUAAUGGUUCCAUCCGUGGCCGAUGAAAUAGUAGCACUUGCAAAAACCGACGGUUACAAAGCCCCGGAGCUUCAAAGGAUGAAGAAGUGCAAUUCCAGGACAGAUGUUUAUGCAUUUGGAAUACUUUUGCUUGAGAUUUUGAUAGGAAAAAGACCCGGGAAAAUUGGGAGAAAUGGCGGUUUUGUGGACUUGCCGGCAAUGGUUAAAGUGGCGGUCCUCGAGGAAACCACAAUGGAAGUUUUUGACGUGGAGAUUUUGAAAGGGAUAAGAAGUCCAAUGGAAGAAGGGCUAGUUCAGGCACUGAAACUUGCAAUGGGUUGCUGUGCUCCAGUACCUACCGUUAGACCUACGAUGGAUGAAGUUGUGAAACAGUUGGAACAGAACAGACCGAGAAACAGGUCCGCAUUAUACAGUCCAGCUGAAAGUAGAAGCGAAAUCGGUACACCUUUUUAGUUAAGUCAUUUUCAACAUAAAGUUUAGCUUGUUUUUGUUAGUCAUUUCACUCUGGCAGUAAUAGCUGAUGAUGGUUGUAUUGGGAGUUCAUUAUAUUUAUGUAUGGCAUAAUUCAAUUCUUAA